ACAAAAAAAAAAAAAAAAAAAAAAAAAACGAGAAGCCAUAACCAGGCAUUCUUUCGUACGCGUUCUGUUCUGUUCAUCUUAACUUCCUAAUUCCCAUUGUUCACCGGCGAAGGAAAGAAAACGCUAGUUCUCGCCAGCGGGAAACUUCUCCCUUUCCAAUUCACCUGUUCUUCUACAGAAAUGAGAGCUCUCGCUCCCCUGCUGCGCUCGGCCGUCAACAUUGCCCUGACUGGUCGCUGUCAGCUGCUGGACCCUUCCUUCGCCGCCGCCAAAUCCCUCUCCACCAGCGCUGCUGCUACGUCCAAGCCGGAUGAUGACUUCGCACGGCGUAUCUUCGAAAACGUGGAUGAAGGAGGCUUCUUCCGCAGGCUCGGCAAGGCGCAGAACGCGCCGCACCAGCGGCAGCCGUCGCCCGCAGCGGUAGUGAGCGAAGGAGGUGCGGAGGAUGGCGGAAGUUACAAUACUUUGCAAGACGGGAUGGAUCAGAAGUUGAAGAACUUCGCCGCGGUCUUCGAUUUCAUUGAUGGUGGCGAGACCUCCACAGCCAACAAACAGGAUCUCGGUGGUUUCCGGCCGAACCCGAGCUUGUACCCUAGCUCGUACAAUAACUCAAGGCAACAACGGCCAUACAAACCGCGGCCAAGAUAUGAAUUCAAAGUAACUACCGAGGAAGUUCUGCAAAAGGCUGAUUUCAGGAAUGUUAGGUUCCUUGCCAACUUUAUAACAGAGGCUGGAAUCAUUGUCAAGAGGAGUAAGACUGGUAUAAGUGCCAAAGCCCAGAGGAAAAUUGCAAGGGAGAUUAAAACAGCUCGAGCUUUCGGACUAUUGCCUUUCACAACUAUGGGGACAAAAUCAUUUGUCUUUGGCCAAACUAUGGAGGAAGCAGCUCCUGUAUCAAACCUUCCUGCUUACAAGUAGCUAUAGCUGCUAAUGAGAUUAGAACAAUCCUUCUUGCCUUGAUCCCCCCAACAAAUAAUUGUUGUUGCAUGUUCAUAUGCAAGCGUUGUUUGUUCAUUUCUUUGGUUUAGUUUAGGGCGAGGUUGAGGGGUUCGAGUCAUCGUGACUUUUUCGAGAGAUAAUAUCCCUUGUGUACUUGUGCAACUCUGAGUUCAAUGGCCACUUUGAUAUAGGUAAAGGGAAAACUUAUGCUAUCCAGGCCCUUGACAUUUUCAGGCAUUUGCAUUGAAAAUUUCAUUUCUAUGUGCUUUCAUGAUACUAGAGUUGCUUGUUUUUAUUCAGUGCACUCCGAAAUCCGGCCGAUUUGAUGUAGUACCAAAU
This is a messenger RNA of Linum tenue, 1278 nucleotides long. Lineage: Eukaryota; Viridiplantae; Streptophyta; Magnoliopsida; Malpighiales; Linaceae. The record is from the annotation of a GenBank genome assembly.